Molecule: messenger RNA, 1612 nt
Organism: Ctenocephalides felis (cat flea)
Lineage: Eukaryota; Metazoa; Arthropoda; Insecta; Siphonaptera; Pulicidae
Product: delta-like protein C
Exons: 9
Coding region: 227-1612 (461 amino acids)
Biological process (GO): cell communication
Cellular component (GO): membrane
Molecular function (GO): calcium ion binding
Source: RefSeq, a predicted model, not a curated record
UAUUAAAACUAUUUAUUUCAUUUGAUAAAAAUUAUUAUUUGUUAUAUCUGUUACUAAUUGCAGCAGUUUUUGCAUAGUGUUGGGUACUUUAUUCAUGUAAUUAAGUAUUUAUGUACAUAUAUGUGGAUAUGUGAAAUGCAGCAGCAUACCAUUUAUAUUUGAAGAAGAAAUGUCUUCUGUAUUAAUUAUAGAGAAUUUGAAGACAAAUUGAAUCAAUGUGCCAAGGAUGCAGUCGCCGCUGCAACUGGCGCUCAUAUUAGCAAUUUGCAUCACAGCUGUUUUACCUGCUGUAAGAUAUGUACCAAAAUGGAAAAAACAGGCUUGCGAAGUGCCAGCAUCUCAGAAUGCUCAUAGCCAUUAUGUAUGUGACGAUGAUGGAGAAUUGAGAUGCUUACCUGGAUGGACCGGUGAUUUGUGUGAUGUUCCUAAAUGUAGACCAGGUUGCGAUCCGCUCCAAGGUUACUGUAAAAGACCCGGCGAAUGCCGAUGUAAGUUGGGAUUUUAUGGAGAACAUUGUAACAAAUGCAUUCCAUUACCAGGAUGCCAACAUGGGAUAUGCAACGUGAGUUUUGAAUGCCAAUGUCUUCCUGGAUGGGAUGGUAUUUUCUGCAGUGAACCCUUAUGCAGAUCAGAUUGUCAUCCUGCCCGAGGCUAUUGCGAGGCUCCGAAUGAGUGCAGAUGCAGACUAGGCUGGCAGGGCAGAAACUGCACAGAAUGCCAAACUUUACCAGGAUGCAGGCAUGGUACAUGUAGAAAACCAUUAGAAUGCAGGUGCAAACCAGGAUAUACAGGCAUAUUAUGUCAGACACCAAUAUGCGCAGCUAAUUGUGAUCGCGAACGAGGUACAUGCAGACGUCCAGGCGAGUGCAGAUGCAGAUUGGGUUGGACUGGUCCAAAUUGCACACAAUGUCAUCCUUAUCCUGGCUGUAGUAAAGAGCAUGGAUCUUGCAUCAGACCUUGGGAAUGCCGAUGUGAACAAGGCUGGGGUGGAAUGCUUUGUGAUGAAGAACUGAACUAUUGUGAAAAGAAUCCGGAAACUUGCGGUCCAGGCAGAUGUGUUUCACGCGCGGCAAGUGAAGGUUCCUACGAAUGUUUCUGCCCACCAGGAACAUAUCCUCCAAACUGCUUAACAAUUGACAAUUCAACUAUUACUGAAGGUCCUAGCGAUGUAGGAGAUUUUCCUAUGGCUGCACCAGAGCAUGUUGCUAUUUCUUCUCCGAAUUACAUACCAUUCUUGGAGCGUCCAGUCCCCACGGAUCAACCUGUACAAAUUCAACUUCCGGCGGGUCUAAUGUCAUCUGUUGCAGGCAUCAACAAAAAGAAACCACAAACUAUGGCCCAGCAACAUCAAGUCUUUAUCGUCAUGGCGAAUCAAGGAUCUAAUGCUGACCAUGGAAGCAAACGACCCAUACCACUGACAAAUGAAACGGCGAAACAAAACGUUACGACGACUCCAGCUGAUAACAAUAACAAAACAAUGACAGAUGAUAAAACGAAUGAUGAAUCUUCAGAAAUACCUAAUUUAUCGCAGGAAAUUCCUUCAUUAGAUAAAGAAAAAGAAAAUUUUGUUAAAUUACAAAAUGUCGAUGACGUCUCUCAAAAUGAGGCAUAG